UAUAACAAAAAGUGAAAUAGAAAUGAGCGAUUUUCACACUCUCUUUUUUCUCCACCCCCCUGAAACCCGGGGGGGGGGAGGCAAAUGGGGGGACCAUUAAUACUUCUAGAAUAAUUUUAAUUUGUGGCAUCUGUCAAACAAUCAAUGCAACGGAUUGUUUCGAAAGUUAUUGGAAGUAAUACCAGGGGAUUUGCUUUGGUGAGUAUUGUCCUAUAUUUUGAAUAAAAUAUUCUCACUUUCAGUUUAAUUUCGCUUUCGAGUUUGAGUUCAUUGUUUUUUUAAACGAUCUGUUUCGUAUCAAGUAUUUGAUAUAUUUCGACAAGUUUUUGCUGGGUAUCGUCUUCGUAAUUGGCAUUUUAAUAGGAACUUCACUUCCGUAAGGUGUUUUAUAUGAAAUUUAUUUUAUUGAGGGGCUUUGUAUUUUGGAAUUAUUUGUACAUUUAUACUGACCUUCAUAUUUUUUAUAUUUUGUAUAUUAAACUAUCAUUAAAGUAUCAAUCUGUUUGACAGCUGGGAUUUAAUUUUUACUUUGUAACUUAGAGCUGCGUUCAGUUGCCACGUUGCCACAUAUUAUAAAUGUCAAAAUGAGCAAACUCUUUAUUUGGAAUUAUUACUAUAUACAUUGAUCAUGUGUAGAUGUUCAUUUAGCUUUUCAAGGGGUAUUUUAAAUUAAUCCAUGCUAAAAACUAAGGCCUUGGAACUGGUUUCAUAUCCUCAAACAAAUAGGGUCAGUUAGGACAUUUACAUUUGACAUUCGUCAGCAUGCUAUGCCACCAUUGGGUCGUGAGUGUGAUCAGUUGGCAUUUGCCACAACCCAUAAACAUUUCAAGAAGCGAUGAUUGAGGCAACAGAUUCCAUGUAGCCACAACAAAAAAAUAUGGUCGGUGGGUAGGCCAACAACCCAACCACAUCCCAAUAAACAACAUUAGGGUCAGCAGAAAAGAACUUAAGAGGCUUGGCCAGCACAUGUGGAGUCGAUCUUUACACACGUAAAAACGCACAAGUUGUUACAAAUCUGUUCACAAGCUGUCGACAAGUUGUGUUCGCACUGCUUGUUCCCAGUUGUUGUAACAAGUUUGGGACAAGCUGUUAACAACUUGUGACAAGCUUGGUGGCAUUAUCAGACUUGUUACAAGGUUGUUCUAACAAGUCUGAUACAGUCAUGAUAACAACUUGUGACAAUUAAGCUUGGUGGCAUUAUCAGACUUGUUACAAGGUUGUUCUAACAAGUCUGAUACAGUCAUGAUAUAACAAGAAUGUUACAAUGUUGACGACACAAGGUUGUAGCAAUACUGCUAUAUCAUAACUGUAUCGGACUUGUUGGAACAACCUUGCAACAAGUCUGACAUUAUCAACAAGGUUGUUACAAGUUGUUAACUGCUUGUUCCAAACCUGUUGACAACUUGGGACAAGCAGUGUGAACACAACUUGUUGACGGCUUGUUGGCAGGCUAAUGCUACAAAAUGUGAGAUUUUUGCAUGUGUGGGGAGAACAGUUGAGAAGUUAUAGAGGUAGAUCUGGUAGAAAUUAACACUUAGUUUAGUUUAUGUUUCCUCCUAUCGUAACACUGGAUCAAUAAGAGAUGAUCCUCACUGAACCUCUAGGAAGAACAGUUUAGAACUGAUAGAGCUAUCCAGUAUAAAUAAAGUUAGUUUGGUUUAGGUUUCCUCCUGCAGUAACACUGGUUCAAUAAGAGAUGAUCCUCACUGAACCUCUAGGAAGAACAGUUUAGAACUGAUAGAGCUAUCCAGUAUAAAUAAAGUUAGUUUGGUUUAGGUUUCCUCCUGCAGUAACACUGGUUCAAUAAGAGAUGAACCUCACUGAACCUCUAGGAAGAACAGUUUAGAACUGAUAGAACUAUCCAGUAUAAAUAAAGUUAGUUUGGUUUAGGUUUCCUCCUGCAGUAACACUGGAUCAGUAAGAGAUGAUCCUCACUGAACCUCUAGGAAGAACAGUUUAGAACUGAUAGAACUAUCCAGUAUAAAUAAAGUUAGUUUAGUUUAGCUAGGUCACAUACCUCGUGUAGUAACACUGGAUCAAUAAGAGAUGAAUAUUACUAGACCUCUGGGGAGAACAGUUUAGAACUGAUAGAGCUAUCCAAUAUUGGUUAUAAGCUUUAUUUAUCAGGGCACAAAUGCUGGCACUCAAUGGGUUAAAAGAUUAAAUGAUGGGGAUUGAAGUGUUGAACAAGUCUAUGAGGAAAUGAACAAAUAAUAAAAAAAAUGAACAAACAAUAUAUGACAAAAAUGACACCUACAUGUAGUUCAUACCACUGCCUACAUGUGUAUGAUUUUGAAUGCCAUUAUAAAUGCCAUUCCAUGCAUUAUAAAUACCAUCCCAUAUUUAAUAUUAUUUUAUUGUUUUAUUAUAAAGUAGCAUAUGAUGUUGAAUUCAAAACUUCUGGUUAUUUCUGGACCAAGUGGUUCUGGCAAGUCAACAUUGCUAAAGAAAUUGUUUAAAGAAUAUCCAAAUAAAUGCGGAUUUUCUGUUUCUCGUGAGUACCUGAUGAUUAUAUAAUCUUUGACUGAUGUAAUAGUCAUUCUUUCAUGAAUUGUUGGAACAACAUUACAACAAGAAUGAUUAAAUAACUGUAUGACAAUAAUUGGAAAGCUUUGGAUUGAUAGAGAUGCAACUACCUGAAAAAUACAAGGAGAACAUCGAUGUUUUGAGCGAAGGCCCUUCGUCGGGACGUCAACACAUGAAGCUUUCUUAUUAUUGGUACCUACAAUAGCCAGUUGAAGAUGACAAUAACUGGCACAAUAAUAUAAGAUUUAAUAAAAGGAGUCGUUCUCUGACCAAAAAAAAAUUUAUUUUGACAAGCUUUUGACCUUGUCAAAAUAAUUUUUUUUUGUCAGAGAACGACUUCUAUUAUGCCUUUACCUGAUCAUGUUUCAUCCAUGUUUAUUAUAUUUAAGUUGGGUAACUACAUUUUUGUGUGUUUUAGAUACAACCCGUAAUCCUAGACCUGGUGAGGUUGAUGGAAAAGGUCAGUUGACAAACAGACAGCUAGACUGUGACAGAUAGACCAACAUACAGACAAACAGACAGGUAGACUAUGACAGACAGAUAUGCAGGCAGACACACAAACAGACAGCUAGACUGAGACUGACAGACAGACUGACAUACAGACAUACAGACAGUUAGAUUGAGACUGACAGACACAUCAACAUACAGACAAACAGACAGGUAGACUGACAUACAGACAGUUAGAUUGAGACUGACAGACACAUCAACAUACAGACAAACAGACAGGUAGACUGUGACAGACACAUCAACAUACAGACAAACAGACAGGUAGACUGUGACAGACAGAUAUGCAGGCAGACAGACAAACAGACAGACAGACAGCUAGAUUGAGACAGAUGGACUGACACAGACACUGUCAGGGACUGAGAUGGACAGACAGACAAACAGACAUGCUGAUGAAAAUUAAAUCAUAUGAAACACAAACAAAAAGUUGCUUGACAAACCUUGAUAGUUUUAUGGGGCAAAAACAAAAUAUUUUAAUUUCUAUAAAAUACAGAUUACUAUUUUUUCAAACGUGAUGUAAUGGAAAAAGCAAUAGCAAAUGGUGAAUUUCUGGAACAUGCAGAAUAUUCAAGGAACCUGUAUGGAACCAGGUAUAUAAACAAUGAUUUAUUUUGUCAUGACUCUGAAAUAUUAUGUGAAUCAUUCACUGAAAAAGCUGUUGUUUCUUUGCAGCAAGAAAGCUGUAAAAGAUGUAACUGAUCAAGGCAAAAUUUGUAUUUUAGAUGUUGAUAGACAGGUAUCGAACUCUUUUGUACUGAAUUAUUUGGAGUCAUUAGUCAUGCAUACACCUGGCUUUUCAAAUUUUGAUUAGCAAUGAAAUUAUGUCUCUGCUACUGAAAUGUAAUCAACUAGCAGGGCAAGUUUUGAUGCAUCCAGCAAAUUCGCUCCCUUUGUCUUUGUUAUGGCAAUUUAAACCUUGCCCGCGUGGCAGGCUAAUUUAAACCUUGCCCGUGUGGCAGGCUAAUUUAAACCUUGCUAUUGUUUUCAGGGUGUAUUAAAUGUGAAGAGCACAAAUAUAAACAGUUUCUUCUUGUUUGUAAAACCACCUUCAAUGGAUGAACUCGUAAGUCUAACUUUUAUGACCAUCACUUGUAGUGCCGUGGUGGAUUUAAUUCUUGGUUGGACCUCUACUCAAGGUCUUAAAAUAAUUGAGGAGAAAGUGUUACCUUUACAUUAAACAUCAGUAAAUGGUUAGACUUUCACAUCUUCUCGGAUAAGGACGUUAAAAUCGUACGUUCUUUAUUUCAUAAACAGGAGGAGAGGUUACGGAAUCGUGGAACAGAAACGGAGGAAUCCCUACAGAGGCGGCUUAACAUCGCUAGAUUCGACAUGGAGUAUGGUAUGGAGGGGUUUUUAUUAUACAUUGGUUCACUGAAAAGUGGGGGCUUAACCCCCCCACAAUAAUAAUAAUACACACACACACACACACACACACACACACACACCCGCCGCCAUGUCCCUGAUGAAAAUACUGUCAGUAGUAAAUGAAAAUCUAUAUUUGUUGAAUUAUUUUCCAAUUGAAACAAUUUUUUUCAGCUGACAAGCCAGAUUCUUAUGACUGUAUUGUGGUGAACGAUGUUUUGGAAGAAUCUUAUAUAAAAUUCAAGGAAGUCAUCAACAGGGUACAUAUAUCGAUAGCUUAUUCUUUUUAUCGUCAUAUAAGCUCAAUGACAUAUUUAAUCCGGGAGAAUUUUUAACAUGCAUUAUUAUUUUUCUUAGGAAAUCUGUCCACUGGAAUGAAAUUCAUCUCAUUCAAUUCAAGACGUAUACAUAUAUAUAUAAUAGUUCGUAGAACGUGCUCGGGUGGAAAUCAUAAUGGACCACGCCAAUUUUAUAGACAAAAUUUCAGCAAUAAUUUGGGUUUUACAAAUGUUGUUUUAUCUCGGAUAUAUCGUGUAUGGCAUUGAAUUUACAGAACUGACAUUGUGAUACCUCACAGGAAUACCUUGCAUGUGGCAUAUAGUCUAUCAAGGUAUGAUGGUCUGGAAACUAUAAAUAUAAGUCAUUGUUUGAUGCUUUUCUGGAAACUAUAAAUAUAAGUCAUUGUUUGAUGCUUUUUUCAUUGUUUGAUGUUUUUUUCAUUGUUUGAUGUGCACCGGCGGUCAUGCACAGUGAUUGGGCUCAUUGUACUUUCAUCUAAUGAAGUAAUUGUCCAAUGGGGAUAGCUGAGCACCGGCGGUCAUGCACAGUGAUUGGGCUCAUUGUACUUUCAUCUAAUGAAGUAAUUGUCCAAUGGGGAUAGCUGAGAUGAAACGUGCAACCACGAUGAAUAAUAUUUAAGAGGCAAUUUUUUUUCAAUAUCACGUAUUUGCAAUGAAAAGUGUUCAAAACCUAAAAUCUUUUUGGCGUCCCUCUCAAAAUUACUUUGUUUUAGCUUUAUUCUCUAGUUUAUACAGUUAGCUACCUUUUUGAGAAACAUAAAUUAAUAGUUAAAAAUUCGUAAUUUAAACACAAUUAUCAAUGCUUUAAAAUUGGUGCCAUAUUUAUAGUCAUAUAAGCAAAACUUACUGAACUUCAGACGUCAUUUUCUCUUUGGCGUAUCAUCUAAAAUCUCUUCAUUUUAGCAUUAUUUUACAGAUAAAGCACUAAACAUACUUUUUAAGUUUGUUUGCCGAUUGAGAAACAUAUCGAAAAAUAAAAAUUUUGAAUUUAGUCAUAACCUCAAGUGAUAUAUUAUACGCAUUAGUUUUGAGCGCGUGUUACGUAACAUACAAAAAAUCUCCACAAAGGAUUUAUGCAUUAGGCGAGGUGCAGUUCAAUAUUAAACAAAGCUGUUUUGUUGCUUUGAAGUUUGCCAGAAUUCCAGACCAUUCUAUCUUGACAGGCUAUGCAUGUGGCUUGCAAUGUACCUUGUGGUCUCUAUUUUCCAUCCUUCAGAACGUGGCCAACGCCUUCAUAUUUAAGAAUUUAAAUGUAGUACUAUUUUAUGCUGUAUAAUUUUAAUAUUUAGUUAUUCUGCCAUCAUCCUAUGAAUAAUUUGAGAAAACAUGGUUGGUUGGAACUACUACAAGUGCUGUAUAAGUUUUAUAUAUUUAAAACACGUGUGCUUUAUCAGAUAUAAACACGAGGCGAUAGGCAAGUGUUUUAUUUAUUUAUUUAACUUUACACGUUACAGCUUUCGACAAUUACAGCGUUCUAGUCGGACAGAUAAAAGGAAUUUGUGGGACAAUUCCAUUUUGCCUUCAUAUUGUGCCCUGAAAGCUAGUUAGUGCGUUUCUGUAUGUUGGCCGCGUUAAAAUUUCUUGUGGGCUCCUGCCGACACGUUUUUCUUCGAAUGUUGUAUUAAACUCUAUUACAGUUAAAAAGUGUGAAAUUUCAAAUACAUUUCUAAUACAAAUGACUUACAUCAUUUUAAACCUUGCAAAAAACUACAUAUAAGACAUUUAAACGGUUACACGGGUUUUUCAAGUUCUUCUUGAGUUAUGAGCUGUUGAAUGCGUGUUUUCAGACUAGUACCCAGGAAUUAUGCGAGAUUUUGGCUUAUUUUUCACAUUUGAAACGGCAAUAACUCGAAAACCGCUUGAAAAUUCCAACUAACCAUUUAAAUGUCUUAUAUGUAGUUUCUUGUUAGCUUUCUAUUGAUGCAAGUCAUUUGUAGUAGAAAUGUAUCAGAAAUUUCAUAUUUUUUAACUGUAAUAGAGUUUAAUACAAAAUUCGGUAGGAGCCCACAAGAAAUUUUAACGCGGCCAACAUACAGAAACGUACUUAUUAGGCAAAAUGGAAUUUUGGUCCUCUAUCUGCCUGACUAUUCCUAUACAUCAUUACAGCGGUCCUGUAAUUGGCGAAGUUUAUGUCUGAUAAAGGAUAAAGCACGGAAUUCAUACCGCAUGCGAGUGUUUUAAAUGGCUUAAGAAACAGCCCAUCUUAUGAAUUUAUUGGCGAAGAAAUUUUAAAAAUCAACCUUGUCCAAGCCGAGAAAAUCAAAGCUGAAGUUUAUGUAAAUUUUUUAUCACAAGUAAAACCACCAACACUGUUGUGAUUUCCAAGUA
Paramuricea clavata is the source of this 7019-nucleotide messenger RNA. The record is from the annotation of a GenBank genome assembly. Lineage: Eukaryota; Metazoa; Cnidaria; Anthozoa; Malacalcyonacea; Plexauridae.